ACAGUGGCUGCUGCGUGCUCCGGAAUAGGGAGAGCAAACUCAAAAUUUCAAAGAUAAAAUCGCGAGAGGAUUGUAUAAUCUACUCUUUUCAUUUCGUGUGCUGCCGACUACGAAAUGCGGCGGAAACUGCUUCUCUUACUUUGUUUUAUUGGGCUCUUUAGCUUGAUCUCCACUGCUCCUGCACCGAAUAAUGUUGGUUUGGAAUCUGAAUUCACAGAGGGACAUGCUGAAACUAUAAAUUUGGAAGAAGUCGAAUUCAAUCAUCCAUCAAUCUUGCCGGAACACCCAGAUAAUUUUAGACAGGAUAAACUUGCAGCCAGAAAACGCCAAAGCCUUUAUGUAACAAAAACACGUCUCCCACCAAAUCUGUAUGCCAUUGACUAUAGUCUAUGGUUCCAACCAUACUUCCCAAGCCCUGGAGUUCAAUAUGCACCAGAGAAAAACUUCACAUUCGACGGAAGAGCAUCGAUACAAGUGGAAGCAUUGGUCGCAUCGGACAGAUUCAUUCUGAAUGCCUAUAACUUUAAAAUUCAAAGCUACAAAGUGGUUGAUAUCGAUGGAACUGUAGUGCCAAUCAACUCAAUUUCACAAGAUGACACUACGCAACAGUUAUCACUGAUUACAAAUGCAAAUGGUGUGGUCGCUGGUCAAAUUUACAACAUCGAAUUUGUCUACACCGGUAUUAUCAAUCCAUACACGGAUGGAGGGGUUUACUACACUUCAUAUAAUGAUCCACAAGGAAAUACACACUACAUGAUUGCUACACAUAUGGAACCGUUCUCCGCUAGAAAAGUCUUCCCAUCUCUUGACGAACCAUCUUACAAAGCGAAAUUCACAAUCACUGUGCAAUACCCAGCUUCCCAAGUUGCUCUUUCAAAUAUGAUGGAAACAGAACCUACAAAAAUUGAUAAUAUAUGGAGCACAAUUACAUUCCCACAAACACCAAAAAUGUCUUCAUAUCUCAUUGCAUUUGCAGUGGGGCCUUAUGUGAAUUCUCAAUAUGUCAAUAAGCAUAACACUUUGACAAGAGCAUGGGGAUGGCCUGGAACUGAACAAUAUCUUCAGUUCGCUGCUCAAAAUGCUGGAGAAUGCUUGUACCAAUUAGGAGAGUAUACUGGAAUUAAAUUCCCACUCUCAAAGGCUGACCAACUCGGAAUGCCUGAAUUCUUGGCAGGUGCUAUGGAGAACUGGGGAUUGAUAAUCUACAAAUACCAAUAUAUUGCGUAUAAUCCAACGACAAUGACGACGAGAAAUAUGGAAGCAGCUGCUAAAGUUAUGUGUCAUGAAUUGGCUCAUCAAUGGUUUGGAGAUCUUGUGACAACUGCGUGGUGGGAUGAUUUGUUCUUGAAUGAAGGAUUCGCUGAUUAUUUUAUGACUUUUAUACAAAAAUCUGUCUACCCACAGCAAGCAACUUAUUUGGACACUCUUCAAGUGCUUGACGAGCUUCAAGUUGGGCUCACCGCAGACGUCCGAUAUGAUGCUCAUCCAUUAGUUUAUCCGGAUGGACCUGCAUUCGAUGAUAUCACAUACAACAAGGGAGCUUCAAUGCUUCGAAUGCUUUCAGAUGUUCUAGGAGCUGAUGUUUUCAAACAAGGAAUUCGAGCAUAUUUACAAAAGAUGCAAUACUCAAAUGCAAAUGAUUUUGACUUGUUCUCCACCUUAACUGAUACCGCAAAAUCAAAUAAUAUAUUGGAUUGGUGUGGUCUUCCAUUGAAUGUGACAGAUUUCAUGCAACCAUACAUACAUCAAACCAAUCAUCCACUUAUUCGAUACAAUAACAAUCAGAAAAUCGGAGGAUCAACUUUCAGCCAAGAACCGUUCUUGGAUAUUUCCGAUUUGACUGCAACUCCAUGGAAUUACACUUGGUCAAUUCCAUUAACAUCUGCCAAUUUAAGACAUGCGGAUCCUUAUAAACAGUGGCUUCCAAGACAACAAGGAUGUGCAAAUAUGAAUGAAAAUAUUCAAGAGGAACGUAUCAAAGAGCCCAAUAAGAGAGCUGUUCAAUGGGAGCUCACUUCGAUCACUUCAGCCACUUAUGGAAGAAUCAUCUACGACGACAUCGGUUUUGAUCGAAUUCUGAAAUUAAUCAAGCAAGACGAUAUCAACGAUAAUUUGAAGUUGACUCUUCUUGCCGAUGAAUAUAAUUACAUGCUACGUGAAAAGAAAGCAAACCGCCCAUUCGGAUAUAAUCGUUUUUUGGACUUGGCAAAAGUUAUAUUCAACACCCAAUCGUUCACUAACUAUCCAUCCUAUGGAGUUUUUGCCCAAGCUCAACCAGUACUGGAACAAAUUGCUCAACUGUAUAGAGAUGGAAUCGAUGCCGAAUUUGUGCCGAGAUUGUACAAACUUUUCUUCCAAAAUUCAUACAACCAACUAAAAUGGCAAGAUACAUCAAUUUGGGAUACAGAUACAUUCUCGGAGGUUUUUCUUCCAUUUGCUGUUCGUUAUGAUAUUGGUGAUGUACAAAACCGCACUUUGAAUAUGUUCGCAAAUGUGAAAUCAGCGUGUAUCAACAGUCUGAAUGGAACUGCAUGGUGUAAUCCGUAUUCAACAAAUCUCCGCAAAGCGAUUUACUGUGGAGCUGCCAAAUAUGCUCCAGCAACUUCAGAUUAUUUCUUCCAAAUGCUUCACUCGUACAAUAAGGAAGUCAUCACCAAUCCUUACUUCUAUCAAGAAUACAUGGCAUUGUUAGAAGGCAUGAGUUGUACACAGAGCCCUGCUACUCUUAAAGUAUUGAUUCGUUUGUUCACAACAUCCACCCUGAAUCCUUCCACUAUUUUUGGAUUUUUGAAAUACAACCCCGCAGCUUCAGAUGUUUUGUACAACUAUUUCAUGGCAAAUCCUCAACUUGUCAACUCAACGAUGCUAGAUGCUUAUUUGGAUGCCAUGACUUAUAAUUGGAAUUCUUACUUUAGAGAAGGACAACUCUCGACUUUGAUGAAUACAUUGACUUUGACAAAUGAUCAAUUCGAUAUUUUUGACUUUUAUAUAAAUCGAGUAAGCUUAAUGUUUGAAUACAAGAGUACUUAUGCUCUGCCAACCUAUAACUGGCUGUACGAUAAUUUGGUUGUUAUUGGAAAAACACCAUGGGAAAAGACACCAAAUAUAGAUGCAGUGUUUCCAUAUUAUAAACUGGACCUUCAAGUAAACAUUCCGGGGUCCGGACCUUACCAAUGGUAUGAAAACAUGACAUUUUCGGCAACAUCAACUGUCACUUUCCAACUUGUCUCUCCAACGAGUUCUAUCACAAUUAACGCUCAUCGUUUGAUGUUCGAUCCAGUAAGCAUACGUCUCUACAACGAGAAUGAUGAAAACGCCCAUACGCCAAUUCCAAUUGAUUUUUCAAAAGUGAUGAAGGAUUACGAUAAAGGAACUGUAACAAUUCCAACAAUGAACAAUACUGUCUUAUAUCCAAAUCAGUACAGUUUGUUCAUUGAGUAUACAGGAUUUAUUUUCCAAAAUCCAGACGAAGGAGACGCAUCGAAUACCUAUUUGGGUGGAUUGAAUAAUAGAAAAGGAUGGAUAUUUACAACUGACUUUGAAGGAGGUCCAGGCGCCCGUUCACUUCUCCCAUGUUGGGAUGAACCAAGCUAUAAGGGACAAUUUGAAGUAAGCGUGUUCCAUCCAACCGACAUGAUUGCUUUGUCAAAUGAAGUUGAUAUUCAAAGAACAAUUUAUGACAACGGAUGGACCACUACCAAAUUUGCAACAACAAAUCAAAUGUCAACAUAUCUUCUUGCUCUCUGUGUUGGCCACUUCUCAAAUCUGGCGACCGUAACACGAACAGGUGUCUUAACAAGAGUUUGGACAUGGUCUGGAAUGGAACAAUAUGGAGAAUUUGCACUCAAUGUCACAGCAGGAACAAUUGAUUUUAUGGAAAACUAUUUCAGCUACGACUUCCCGUUAAAGAAACUCGAUGUCAUGGCACUUCCGGAGUACACGAUGAAUGCUGGUGCAAUGGAAAAUUGGGGACUUAUCAUUGGAGAGUACAGCCUGUUCAUGUUCGAUCCUGACUAUGCAACAACUCGAGAUAUAACAGAAGUAGCUGAAACAACAGCUCAUGAAGUUGUGCACCAAUGGUUUGGCGAUAUUGUAACCCUUGAUUGGUGGAAUGAUAUCUUCCUAAACGAAGGAUUCGCACAAUACUGGUUUGCCAAUGGAAUCGAUAACACAUUCCCAGAGCAACAUGCCUAUUCGAUCGACUAUAACCGUUUCUACAUGAACCAUAUUGCACUAAAAUACGACUGUAUUCCUGGAGUUGCUAAACCAGUCAUCAGUGAUACUCCACCAGUAUUUGGAAUUGAACCAUACUACAAAGGAAGUGCUCUUUUGAAUCUGCUCAACAAUGUUUUGACUCCAGCAGUUUUCCAAGAAGGAUUGUCUAGUUAUCUAACACAAUAUGGAUACGUUAAUGCUAGUCCGAGAAAUUUAUGGACUUCUUUGACUGUGGCUGCACAAAGACACAAUAUAACCGAUUGGAAUGGUCAACCUCUAGAUGUAUCUUCAUUUAUGGACCCCUAUACUCUUCAAACCUCAUAUCCAAUCAUUACCCUCACUCUUCGUGGAACAUCUACAGUUCAAGCUAACCAACAAUCAUGUAUGAGCGAUGAAACUCUCUGGAAUGUGCCCCUUUUUACUCAAACCCCCGGGGCACUAGACUUCAACUGGUUUGUGAAUUUCACCGGUGGAAACGAUGCAACUUGGCUUCGACCAUUGCCAACUGGUUACCGAGUUGAUAAUGCGGGUAGUACGAGUUUCGCUAGAAUAAACUACGAUGAUAAGUCCUGGUAUAGCAUUCAGGCUCAACUUCUCUCAAAUAUGAACACAAUGUCUUCUACGACAAGAGCAAUGCUGCUCGAUGAUGCUAACUUUUUCUAUCAGUCUGGCCGCUGGGAGAUGACAAAAUUCCUGGAUUUGACAUUGUAUCUUGUAAACGAGGAUUCACUUGCACCAUGGGAACAGGCUAUCGAGUUCUUCACUGAAAUGUUAAAUAGAUUCCAAUACCAACCAGAAAUUGAUACUGUAAGAAACUAUGUUAUUCAAAUUACGAAAAACGCAGUGUCCAAGUUCCAAUGGAACACGAAUGGCCUUUGGGCAAACGAUCGAAUUGUACAACUCCUAGUAAACGUCAAUAACUUGGCUGUUAAUCGACAAUCUAGGCAGGUUGCUCUAACUUUGUUCAACAACUUUGUAUUGAAAUGCAAGUACUCGCUUUCUGGAACUGGAAAGUGCUCAGGAAUUCAUCCAAAUCUUCGACAACCCACUUAUUGUUAUGGCCUUCGUCAAAGUAAUAAUAUCGAUGAUUUUACAACAGUGAACAACCUAUACUCGUGGUUUGUACAAAAUGCUGGCUACUUGCAAACAGAUGGAUCUAAUCUUUUGAAUGCUCUGGGAUGCGUACAAAAUCUUGAUUUGCAAAAGACAAUGCUUCGAUCAAUUCUGAGUGGAGAUUAUCCACCAUCACUUCUCAAUUCAAUUGCAGUUCAUGAUGAUUCAUCAGAUGUUCUUUACAAUUUCUUGCUGGAUAAUACUCAAGAUAUUCUCAAUGCUCCGUUUGACUUCUCUCUAUACGUCAAAGCCAUGUUCCAAAAUUGGUCAACUUCAAACCAACUAGAAUUGGCAAAGGAUUUCCAGAAUUCUUCCAAUUAUAAUCUUCUUAAUGCGGCUCAAAAGAACAUUUAUAAACAAGGAAUUUUAACAGUUAAUAGCAAUGCCAACUGGAUGUUGAUCUACAAAACUCCGUUCCUUGAGUGGAUUCAGAAGAAUUUUGGAGCACCUAAUUUGUAAAUGUUGAAUAUUUUCUAGUAUUAUUUAGCAAUUGAAAAUAAAUUUUAAAAAAUAAAUAAUUAAACGUGUA
This is a messenger RNA of Caenorhabditis elegans, 5857 nucleotides long. RefSeq names its product Putative aminopeptidase-2 (gene T16G12.1). Bases 115 to 5787 code for a protein of 1890 amino acids. NCBI's taxonomy places the organism in Eukaryota, Metazoa, Nematoda, Chromadorea, Rhabditida, Rhabditidae. The record is from RefSeq and is marked reviewed. Gene Ontology annotation, molecular function: metallopeptidase activity; zinc ion binding. The transcript has 30 exons. Gene Ontology annotation, biological process: proteolysis.